AUGAUUGAAGAGAUUGACGUAAAUAUGGACAGUGAACAACGUAAGUCUUACCUCUACAUGACUAUUGUAAGGAACUAGAAAGAAUAUAUAGCAUUUGUUUUAAUUUCUCGAUGUAUUUUGUUUUUAUUCACCUAAUUGGCUAAUAAUAGUACUAUAUUUUACUUCUGCAGUUGAUGUGCCCCCUAUGUUUUCUUCGACACCAAUAAAAUCGAAACCUCUAGAGAAGACAACUGAGUUACAUCUUAGUAUUGAUUCCAGCGAGUAAGCCAACUAAUGCAAUUUAAUUUAAAUAUUAAGAUUAGAGUAUAUGUGUGUGUGAUCAUAAUUCAAUUAAUUUAUGAUGGUGAAUAUCAUUGUACAGUAUUAAAUGUAUUUUGUACAUUACACUUAUUUAUAGAUCAGAAGAAGAUGAUAUACUAAACAUUACCAGUUUAUCACAAUCUUCGGAUAACCUGAAUCAAAGUUACAGGAUUUUAGAUGACACAGUAUCUGUACAUCGCUCAUCACCAUCGGGGAGCAGUUCAAGUGAUGUGGGCAGUGAUUCACACCUGAAUUCAUUAUCUGAAUGUUCAUUGAGUGAUGAAGACAGUGAUGGAAAUAGUGAUAAAGACAGUGAUGAAAAUAUAACGUGAGUCAUAUAGUAUUGUAAGUUUUGUUUACACUACUAGCCUUGACCUGGCAUUGGCCUACAUUUUGACAGAGUGAAAACAGACCUUGGCCUAGCCUUGGCCUGACCUAGGCCAAUAAAUCUGGGCUCACUACAACUGGUGGCCUAGUCCUGGCCUAGGCCUGUGGAAAUGUAAACACUUUCAGCCCUGGCCUGGGCAUUAUUUCCGUGGCAACGUGUUCCUGCAGUGAGAGAUUAGCGGCCACCAAUGGACAAUGUCACAACACAUAAAAAUACACAAAAUUAAUUACAAAAGUCUAGGCCAAAGUGAUCCAGUCUAAAAAAAAACACAGUGUAAUGGUGUAAACACACCACAUUUACCUUGGUCCGGCCAAGGUUAGGCCAAGGCUUGUAGUGUAAACACAACUGUAGUUUGUGUGGAUGAAAAUCAAUGAACCUCAAAAACUCAACAUACUGGUAGUAAUUAAGCUGUUAAUUUAUAACCAGAUGGACCUAUGACUUAAAUUUUUAAUGACUUAAAUUUUUAUAAAAAUGUCAAUGCUGUGUCUGUUAAGGUUGCUUUCCAUCCUAAAUUAUUAAAAAUUACUUUUACCUCUGUAAAAAUCUUUGUGGUGCAUGUCUGAGCUUACUAUAAUUCAUUAUACAUAGCUCUCAUGGUGGUUAUGUAAUUGAAUAAAUUGUUAUCUAUUGAAUAUAUUGGAAAGUGAACUGUGAGGAGACCACUUCUAAGGCUAUGCAAUGAAACAAAGCUUAUAUACAUGCACUGAAAAUUUUAUAUAGAAAAAUGUCUGUUAAUUAAAAUAAGGGUAAUAAUUCUAGCCAUUGUUGGAAACAGGAUAAAAUGUGCUGGUUGGAUGGGGCUUAGUAAACGACAACUAUUUCACUGAAAUGUUUGUCAUUUUGCAGGUUCUUUGAAAUUGAAGAGGAAGAUGAGAAUGGUGAAACAUCUGAGUCAACAUCUGACAUACUGGUGCAACCACCUCCCCUCCCCUCUGAUAUUUGUGAAUCAUCUACAUUUGAUAAUUAUUUUGUAUCUGAGCAACCCAGGCAGUCUCUGCCAAAAACAUUUUUGGCCCCCAAUGUUAAACCAAGAUCCCAUGAACUGAAUAGGGAAGAACAUAAUGUAAAGCACAAAGAGCAGAUUAAACUUGCUAAAUCGAUCAAAAUAAUUUGCACGCUAGAUUUGUUGCUUCAGAACUUUCAAGAGAAAUGCAGGAAUCCAACAUGCAACGACAAAGUGUAUACAAAGCACACUUUAAUUGGCACAUGUGUACUGAUUGAGUGGACAUGCCAUAGUGGUCAUGCCGGGAAAUUCUACUCUUCUUACGAUUGUAAUUGGAUUGCUGCCACAAGUCUGCAAACUGCAGCAUCCAUUUUGUUAUCAGGAAACAAUUUUUAUAAAAUGGAGAAGUUUGCCAGAUUCUUAGGGUUGUCAUUUAUUUCAAGUUCAACAUUCUUUCCUUUCCAAAGGCUUUAUUGUUUACCAGUUAUAAAUGAGUGGUGGGAAUAG
Molecule: messenger RNA, 2138 nt
Organism: Paramuricea clavata
Lineage: Eukaryota; Metazoa; Cnidaria; Anthozoa; Malacalcyonacea; Plexauridae
Source: the annotation of a GenBank genome assembly